GACCAAUGCAGCGAGCAGAAGGGCGGAACUAGCCGCUAAUACACUCACGUGACCAUCGAGAGCAGGCGGUCACGCCAUAGAGCGAUGAAAAUGGGCCGAAAUCUGUGGACGUGGUUUGGUGUUCUGGUUCUGGGUGGUAUCUGUCUCAGCUUGGUGCCAGUGUCUGUCGCAGAGGAUGAUUUUGACCUUGACCUGGCUGAGGAAGAGGAGGAGUCACUUGGGCAGACUGAAAGUGUUCCUCAAGAUACACCCACACUGCAGGUGACCUACAAACCUCCAGAGCCGACAGGGGAACAUUUCUUCGCUGAAACUUUUCACCGUGGGACACUGGAUGGGUGGGUUCACUCAAGUGCCAGGAAAGAUGGAACGGAUGAAGACAUCGCUAAAUAUGACGGUCAGUGGCAGGUGGAAGAAAUGAAAGAAAAGAAACUACCGGGUGAUCUGGGUCUCGUCUUGAAGUCGAGAGCCAAGCAUCAUGCCAUCUCUGCACCGCUGCUGAGACCUUUCACCUUUGACACCAAACCUCUUAUUGUCCAGUAUGAGGUGAACUUUCAGUCCGGGAUCGAUUGUGGAGGUGCCUAUAUCAAACUGCUGACUCAGACGGACGAUCUUGACCUGGACCAGUUUGUGGACAAGACUCCAUACACCAUCAUGUUUGGGCCUGAUAAAUGUGGAGAAGAUUACAAACUUCACUUCAUCUUCAGACACAAAAAUCCCAAAACUGGAGAAUAUGAAGAGAAACACAGCAAGAAACCCGACUCUGACUUGAGGAGUUACUUCACUGACAAGAAAACUCACCUGUACACUCUAGUGGUGAACCCGGAUAAUAGCUUUGAGGUUCUGGUGGACCAGACAGUUGUGAAUAGUGGCAGCCUCCUGACGGACUUCAGCCCACCUGUCAACCCCCCGGCGGAGAUCGAGGACCCUGAUGACCACAAGCCGGAUGACUGGGAUGAAAGACCAAAAAUCCAGGACCCCGAUGCUCACAAGCCUGAAGACUGGGAUGAGGAUGCUCCCGCUCAGAUUCUAGAUGAAGAUGCAGUGAAACCGGACGGCUGGUUGGACGAUGAACCCGAGUACAUUGGUGACCCAGACGCUGUCAAGCCUGAAGACUGGGAUGAGGACAUGGACGGAGAGUGGGAGGCUCCUCAGAUUCAGAACCCAGCCUGCGAGACCGCUCCUGGUUGUGGUGCCUGGAAGAGGCCAAUGAUUGAAAAUCCUAACUACAAAGGCAAAUGGAAGGCUCCCAUGAUUGACAACCCGAGCUACCAGGGUGUCUGGAAGCCUCGGAAGAUCCCCAAUCCUGACUUUUUUGAGGAUCUGCACCCCUUCAGGAUGAGGCCCUUCAGCGCAGUUGGCUUAGAGCUGUGGUCCAUGACAUCUGAUAUUUUCUUUGACAACUUUUUCAUCACCAAUGACCGAAACACUGCAGAGCGUUGGGCCGCUGAUGGCUGGGGACUAAAGAGGGCAGCAGAGGGCGCUGCUGAGCCUGGUCUGGCCGCACAAAUGAUCAGUGCUGCAGAGGAGCGUCCAUGGCUGUGGAUCGUGUAUGUUCUGACAGGGGCGCUGCCACUGGUCCUCAUCAUUGUGUUCUGCUGCACUGGCAAGAAAAAGUCUGGUCCACCUGCCACAGACUAUAAGAAGACAGAUGAGGCCCAACCAGAUGUGAAGGACCAAGAGGAGGAAGCAAGUCCAGCAGAGGACAUGGACACGCCUACAGAGGAGCAGGAGGAGUCUGCGGAAGUCAAAGACGCUUCCGCUGAGGAUGAGACUUCAGAACGGAACCUGGAGGACGAUGUUCUGAGACGUUCCCCGAGGAACAGAAAGGUUAGGAAGGACUGAUGUGGUUCUAAAUGGCCUGCUACAUUCCCCUCAAGAGCGUCCCACACCACAGUCCAGGAGCUGCAGCAGAGACUAAAAAUCCAAAUCAACGCUUGUCUUUGUCAGUAGAUUCACAUUUGACUUGAUUAAUUUAUGGCAAUAACAAGUGGAACAGGAGGCUGGUGUGGGUGUGUGACUCCACUCUGUGUGUGUGUGUGUGGUUCUUGCUGACAUAUGAUCCUGAUUGACAUCUUGGCCCAACUGUCAGGAUGCCGUUGCCCUCUAGGUCUCAGGUGUCUAAAUGACCUUUGAACUUUAGUUUUUACUGGAUGAUGACCGGUGAGGCAUCAAGUUGUGAUGAAGUCAGCGUUCUUUUGAAUAAAAAGAAUUUAUUAUUUUUGUGUUCCAGUGUGUUCAGUUGUGGGUGCAAUUACCUGCCCCAUUGGCUCACAUUCCUUCUGCGGGCUACCAAACAGGUGCUUUGAUGUGAACGCCACAACCAUUAGCACAUCAUGUUAUUACUGGCUUGCCGUUUGCUCCUCCUGAAAGACAACAGUGUGGAUGUUUGUCUGUGACUCAGAGGGCUACUACCAGUUUGAUCAAGACUUUUAAAAAAGUUUGGCAGUUUGCCUUUGUUAAUACAGUAUACUAUAUUAUGAGUUGAUUAUUUGCAAUAAUUACAAAAGAUUUAAGGGUAGAAAACAUUAUUAGACACAA
Messenger RNA from Synchiropus splendidus (mandarinfish), 2538 nucleotides. RefSeq names its product calnexin (gene canx). Gene Ontology annotation, cellular component: endoplasmic reticulum; endoplasmic reticulum membrane. Gene Ontology annotation, molecular function: calcium ion binding. The transcript has 15 exons. The record is from RefSeq and is a predicted model, not a curated record. Lineage: Eukaryota; Metazoa; Chordata; Actinopteri; Syngnathiformes; Callionymidae. Gene Ontology annotation, biological process: protein folding. The coding region runs from base 85 to 1842 and encodes 585 amino acids.